Cinclus cinclus is the source of this 822-nucleotide messenger RNA. RefSeq names its product nuclear receptor subfamily 2 group F member 1 (gene NR2F1). The transcript is spliced from 3 exons. NCBI's taxonomy places the organism in Eukaryota, Metazoa, Chordata, Aves, Passeriformes, Cinclidae. The record is from RefSeq and is a predicted model, not a curated record. Gene Ontology annotation, biological process: anatomical structure development; positive regulation of transcription by RNA polymerase II; negative regulation of transcription by RNA polymerase II. Bases 1 to 822 code for a protein of 273 amino acids. Gene Ontology annotation, molecular function: nuclear receptor activity; RNA polymerase II cis-regulatory region sequence-specific DNA binding.
AUGUUUGGCUAUUCGGUUCAGCGAGGAAGAAUGCCGCCCACCCAACCCAACCCCGGCCAGUAUGCCCUGACCAACGGCGACCCUCUGAACGGGCACUGCUAUCUCUCGGGAUACAUCUCCCUCCUGCUGCGGGCCGAGCCCUACCCCACCUCCCGCUACGGCAGCCAGUGCAUGCAGCCCAACAACAUCAUGGGCAUCGAGAACAUCUGCGAGCUGGCUGCCCGUCUGCUCUUCAGCGCCGUCGAGUGGGCCCGCAAUAUUCCCUUCUUCCCCGACCUGCAGAUCACCGACCAGGUGGCCUUGCUGCGGCUCACCUGGAGCGAGCUCUUCGUCCUUAAUGCUGCCCAGUGCUCCAUGCCCCUCCAUGUGGCCCCGCUCCUGGCCGCCGCCGGCCUCCACGCCUCCCCCAUGUCGGCCGACCGCGUUGUCGCCUUCAUGGACCACAUCCGCAUCUUCCAGGAACAGGUGGAGAAGCUGAAGGCGCUGCACGUCGAUUCGGCUGAAUACAGCUGUCUGAAAGCCAUCGUCCUCUUCACCUCAGACGCCUGCGGCCUGUCGGAUGCUGCGCACAUCGAGAGCCUCCAGGAGAAAUCGCAGUGCGCGCUAGAGGAGUACGUGCGGAGCCAGUACCCCAACCAGCCCAGCCGCUUCGGGAAGCUGCUGCUGCGGCUGCCCUCCCUGCGCACCGUAUCCUCCUCCGUCAUCGAGCAGCUCUUCUUCGUCCGCUUGGUAGGUAAAACCCCCAUCGAAACCCUCAUCAGGGAUAUGCUACUGUCGGGGAGCAGCUUCAACUGGCCUUACAUGUCCAUCCAGUGCUCCUAG